This is a messenger RNA of Leishmania mexicana MHOM/GT/2001/U1103, 768 nucleotides long. RefSeq lists its product as hypothetical. Bases 1 to 768 code for a protein of 255 amino acids. The transcript has a single exon. Lineage: Eukaryota; Euglenozoa; Kinetoplastea; Trypanosomatida; Trypanosomatidae. The record is from RefSeq and is a predicted model, not a curated record.
AUGGGCCCGCGCAAGAGCAACGCCUUCGCGUCCGGCAAGGAUGACGGCGCCGCCGCCGGCAAGAUACGCAAGGUCGGCGGGAAUGGUGUGGGAGGCAGCAGCGCGACCAACAGCGCCAUCCACAAACAUGGCGCCGCCGCCGCGGCUACCACGGCGGACAUCUACACGAAUGAAGAGAGGGUCUUCCUCGAGUCACAGCUGGCACUCUUCACCUCUGGUGGUGGCGGCAGCGGCGGCACAGACUUUGCGAGGAUGACGAAGGAGCAGUGGUUCGCCGGCUUGCCGACACUCGUCUCUGCAACGGAGAAGUUGUUGCAGGCAGCGGCUGGGCAGUAUCAGCAGACCUGCCAGGAGCGCGCUGCAGCUGCAGCCUCCGUAAACGGCGGGCAAAACGCCGGCUCCUUGCCAAGCACUGAUGGCAGUGGGGUAGGCAAGCACGGCUCCACGGCCAGCAGCAGCCACGCCAACAGUUGCACGGCCGAAGGCAUUGCCCCCGGCGGGGCGGCGGGAUCAUUGGACCACCGCUCCACCCCAGCCGGUGGCACCCCUGCACAGUUUGCCGAGGAGAACGCCUACAUCAUUGCCCAGGCGCAGCAGCUGCAGUGGUACCCCUUCACCUACCAGCGGUGGGUGGAGCUGCUCUUGGAGCCGGGUAAGCAGCAUACCGCCUGCGACGAUGGCGGGCUCCGCGGGGACGCGAUCCAGACCUCCCUGAGGCGCUGCAUUCUCGUAACAUAUCCAGCCGUGGAGGGAGGUGAUGUGAUUUAG